Messenger RNA from Fulmarus glacialis (Northern fulmar), 943 nucleotides. RefSeq lists its product as uncharacterized. NCBI's taxonomy places the organism in Eukaryota, Metazoa, Chordata, Aves, Procellariiformes, Procellariidae. Gene Ontology annotation, cellular component: extracellular matrix. The transcript is spliced from 4 exons. The annotation marks the transcript as partial. The record is from RefSeq and is a predicted model, not a curated record. Gene Ontology annotation, molecular function: protein binding.
CCGGACGCCUUCGUCUCCAACCUCCUCUUGGAGCACCUCCGGCUCUUCAACAACUCCCUCCACCGCAUCCCGGCGCCAGCGUUGCAACCGUUGGUCAACCUCCGUUGGUUGGACAUGUCCAACAACCUCUACCGCAGCGCGGCGUUGGACGGUGUCUUCGCUUUCUCGUGGCUGAACACCACGGAGCUGUGGUGCGACAUGGCCUUGGACAAGAGCGCGGCGGCUCUGCCGGCGAUGCUGCGGGACCUGCGGGGCAAACCCCUCGACUACCUGCGUUUCCGUAACCUCUUUGAGUUCACCUACUACGUCGGCGACACCGAUCCCUUCGCCGGCUUGGCUGAGUUGCAGAUCACCCAGUUGGUCUUCUACCGGGGCAAGUUCAACGAGAACCUCCUCCGCUUGGCCCUGCUCAAUGUCCAACGCUCCCGCGUCCGCGAUUUGGCGCUGGUGGCCAUCGACUUCGACAUCAGCAACCCUGACGUCCUGCGUUUUGACUGGACCUUCACCUGGUUGAGCGGCGUGGCCGCCCUCUCCAUCAUCAACGUCAACUUCAACUACGUCCCCUGCGACGCUUGGGGCGAGAUGCGCAACGUGGAGGCCUUGGACAUCUCCGGCAACCGUCUGGAAGAUGGUUAUAUCUACAACCAACGUUGCCACUACCAGGGCGUCAUGCCCAAGCUGGAGAGCUUCGUCUUGGCCACCAACCAGCUCCUGAGCCUGGCCGUGCACAACCGGGUGACGGCGGGUACCUUCGGGUGCCUGCCCACCACCCUCGAGUACCUGGACCUCUCCUACUCCCAGCUCGACCGCUUGGACAUGGACUACUUCACCCAAAGCCCCCGGCUGCGGGAGCUGCGGUUGAGCGGCAACAAGAUCAAGUUCAUCCCCUCCGAGUGGAGGUGCCCCCGGUUGGAGGUGCUGGCCAUCGACGGCAACUCCUUCG